AUGCCACAAAUUAGCGAGGGUGGAGUAGUUGAUAUAAGAAAAGUUGCAGAUAUAGAAAAGAUAGAAACAAAAGGACUUGAACUUACUGAAAAUGGAAUUAAACUAGAUGGUUGUUUGCAUGUAAUAGAUUGUAUAAGUGCUGGGGGUAUGCCUAGGGAAAAGAAUAAAGAUGAUUUAAUAAAUGUACUAGAAGUACACUAUUGUGGAAGAGGCGUUGGAAAAAGUAGAGCUGGAAAGUAUAAUGAAGUUUACGAACAAGGAGAAUUAUACAUAGAUAUGGUCAAUAAGAAAGUGAUUGAAGAGGAACUUUAUUUAGGAAAUGAUAUCGAAGAAAGAAUUGAACAAGGCACUUAUAAUCGUUUCUACGGUUCUCUAGUGGCAUUAAAAGAUCUAACUAAACUAGCAAAGUUACAAAUUGAAAUGACUAAAGUUAAGGAAAAUUUUGAGCAUUUACCCAAUAGUAACUUGCAAAUUGCAGCUAAUCGAGCGGCACUAGUAACUGGUGGUAGUUUAGUGCUGGUGGGUCAAUCCGACACCGAAAAUCCUAACUCGCAAAUUUACACUCAAAUUGGUGGGGUAAUUUCAAUUGCUAAUGAGUUCAUUGCCGAUGCUGAGAAGUUUUUAGAUAACUAUAAUGAGUUAUUAGGGGUGUUAUCUCAGUUUGAAAAAAUUGCUGAAUUAAAGGGAACCGAUGGAGAAAUAGACAUUAACGAAUUAACAGAAAAAAGAGAUGAAUUAGUUAAAGACUUAGUCAAAGGAAAAAGUAGUGAAGUUCAAGGAAUGAUUGACGCUAUAAAAGAUUUAGAAAAAAAAAUAAUUACCUAUCGUAAGUUCUCUUACUAUGAAGAAAAUGUAAAAAAACAAGAUAAACAGCAAGAUCCUAAAGUUGAACUUGAAAAAGAAAAUUUACUAGAUGAAGAAUUAGAAGCCAGGAUUGAAAUACCAAUUAAUAAUAACAAAUAA
Funneliformis geosporum is the source of this 963-nucleotide messenger RNA. The record is from the annotation of a GenBank genome assembly. Lineage: Eukaryota; Fungi; Glomeromycota; Glomeromycetes; Glomerales; Glomeraceae.